CUACAAUAACUAAAGCAAGCAUUGCGCGAAAAGAGCAGCGCGCCUCACAUACAAAUCGACUGUGUAAAUAAAGGCGCUCAGAACAACAUACAAGAGCAACAGCAAAGAAUGUGUAUUUUUUUUUUUUGUAGAUAACCACAAAAAAACUGAAUGUAUAUUAAGCGCUAUUGUUCAACGCUCUACUACGCUGACCGCGACGACGCUCCCGCCGAUGCCGCCACUACUGCUAGCGCUGACGCAAAGAAUUUUUCGCAUAACCAUUAAACUGUUCCACUUAUCAUUUACAUCAUAUGACGCCUUCGCUAACGUAACCACGCUUAGACAUACUAUCAAGACAAGCGGACAAGCGCGCGCAAUUAAACUGACAGCAGCGCGUUCGGCUUUGCACACAUUUGUCAUAGCAGCGCUAUGCCGCCGCCGUUGUACAUUCUGGUAGGCAUUUACCGCGCUGCGUUCGUCGCGUUCAGUACACUUCUGAGGCGCAUUUUUUGCGCUGCGGCUUUCAUCACAACCUACAGCAAGCACAAUAUUAAUUUAUAGCGUAGCGAAACUUAUCAUAUAAUUUAAAAGUAGUGGCGCGCGCUUAUCACAACAGCUUGUCAGCUGGAGAGCAACGUCGUAGACAACGCGGCAAAUAAUCCUAGCUUGUCGCCAGGCCGCUAGUGUAGAUGUGCACGCAAAUAAAGAGGGGAAAAAAGAAAACAAAAGUGAAUAAUUGCUUCAAGGUAAAGUUCUAGCGGAUCGCGCAGCGCUGAUCAUGGAUCGUGGUUCGUGGCAGUGAUCAGGCGAACGUGCCACGCGAAUCGGCCGCGUUUCUGUCGGCAAACAGACAAAUGGCAAGCGCGAGUUAGUUGAACUAGAUAAUCGGCGCAAGCGAAUGCGAAAUUAGUUGAGAGUGAAUGUGAAAUGCAAAACGGGAAAUUUAAAAUUCAAAUCGAAUUAGAAAUUUGGAAAGUACUAAGAAACUCAAAUAAAAAUACAAACAAAUGAAUAAUAACAAAGACAAUUAAGAAUAGUUUACUACAACAUACCGAAAUAAGAUAAGAAUAACAACAACAAAAAAAGCAAAGAUAAUAAUAAAAUAUGACAAGUGAUAAAAGCAACUAUUAAGCAAUAAUAUUGCACCAAAGCAGCAAAUAGCGAAACUGCGAUGGAAAAGUAGAGCAAAACACUUAAAAUUUAAAUUCUAUGGCGAGCGGCGAAUUCUACUUUUAACUAAAACGCUUGGCGUUGAUAUGUGAAAACGAAUGAGUUUCGGAGCAGGCAGCGUUUGAAGCCAAUGUCAACAGCGAGGGUAAACAUUAGUUUCUUAACAACAAAGAAUCAGCAGUAAAAUACGCUGAAAGUGAUAAUAGCAGUAGUGAGCGAAAAUAGCAACAACAACAACCGGCGCAGCAGCAGCAGCAAUAGUAUUUAAUUAACAACCGGCGCAGCGUCUACAACAUCGGCAACAACAAUGGUUAAAGACAGACUGCCUGAGCUGCUACAGCGCUCAGGCAGCGUGCUCUCCACUGUCUCGGCAUCGAAUGGUUCGGCAUUGUUUCAGCGCUCCAGCAACAUCGAACUCAAAUUAGCAGAGAUGAGUGCACCCAUGGACGCAAUACUCAAUCCGUACUCGGAGAUACGAGUACAAUUGGCACAAAUUUCCGCGAAUUUGGAGACAAUGAAUCGUAUGGUGCAAACAAUAAAUAUACGUAAUUUUAAUGAAAAAGAAAUGGACGAACUGCGUACUCAAAAUCUUAAAAUGGGCAAUCAACUAAUGAACAAAUUCAAGGAAUUCAAAUCGAAUAUGCCGCCAGAGAAUGAUUUCACAUUGGAGGCGCGCAUGAAACGAACGUUAUUCUAUGGUCUCUAUCAAAGUUACAUACAAAUAUGGACGAAAAAUGAAGAAUUCCUGCAGCUGUACGAGCGAAAGCUGAAGAAGAAUUUGGAAAUACAUUCAAAAAUAAUGAAUUGCAACUCCACCGAAGAGGAAAUCGAAGAACUGAUAGCAAAUAAGACAACAAACCUCUUCGUAGGCAAUAUUCUAGAAGAAACCGAAAAUGAACGACGCACGCUACGCGAUUUGAUGGAUCGUUUCAAUGAGCUAAAGAAGCUGGAGAAGUCCAUUGAAGAUGUGCAUGCGUUAUUCCUGCGUAUUCAAACACUUGUAAUGGAACAGAGUGAAACGAUAAACCGCGUUGAAUUUGUUGCUCAACAAGCGACACACUUCGUGGAUAAAGGUCAGCAUAAGCUGAAAAAGGCUGAAACGUUGAAGCAGAAGGCUUUAAAGAAGAAAUUUUGGCUUAUCGGCAUUGCGGUGGCUGUGUUAGUUGUUUUAAUAUUAAUUGGUAUUUAUUUAUGAUCAAAAGAAUAAUAUAUUUUGGUAAUUG
Molecule: messenger RNA, 2372 nt
Organism: Rhagoletis zephyria (snowberry fruit fly)
Lineage: Eukaryota; Metazoa; Arthropoda; Insecta; Diptera; Tephritidae
Product: syntaxin-4-like
Biological process (GO): exocytosis; intracellular protein transport; vesicle fusion
Cellular component (GO): SNARE complex; plasma membrane; endomembrane system
Molecular function (GO): SNAP receptor activity; SNARE binding
Source: RefSeq, a predicted model, not a curated record